UUCGCACAGGUAUAAAAGCAUAUUGAAAAUCCUGCUGAUGCCCUUGUCGAGCUCCCCCACCUUACUUGCCUCAAGUUCCUCUACUGGCAGCUGUUGCUCGCACCUUACCCCGCCUCACGUCCUCUGUCAUGUUUAACUCUUCCACCAUGUCGCACUGUCGCCCUUGCACUUUUCGUGCUUUUCUCGUGUCUUUCAAUGGUCUCUGCUGCUCCAGUACCCCAUACCGCAGAAAUCGAAAAGAGAACCUGACCAUGUGGGCCGGAACAUGGUUCUACCCGGGCAAGGGCAAUUGCGGCUAUAUUGACGGCAAUAAUGACAAGAUCCUUGCAAUGUCGAAAUCCUUUUACGAUGCAAACGGCGGUUCAAACUGUAAUCAGUGGGUCUCAAUCGUCAAUGAGGGUAACGGCAAGUCAGCGUAUGGUCUUCUAAGGGACAGUUGCGAGAGCUGUGGAUGGGACGAUAUAGACAUGUCCCCGGGCCUUUUCGAAGAACUUGACGAUCUCUCAACCGGGGAGCUCACAGUCAAGUGGCACUUCAUGGCAAAGUCAUGGAGCCCGUAAGCGCCUCCCAACCAUCCUAUCCCCACUCCCGCUUGCCUUCACCUUCAUCGGGUUUUACGAUUGUUUUACGUUGGAAUUAUUUAGACAUGUCAGGAAUGUCGCAAGGAAUGAAGUUUCCAAUUGGUGUAUCAGUAUGUAACGGAUACCUGGUGGUCUUAUAUCUUUACAAACUACCAUUCACGACCCCGAGGCUCUGGAGCCUAUUGUUUGUUUGACGA
Desarmillaria tabescens is the source of this 778-nucleotide messenger RNA. RefSeq lists its product as uncharacterized. The transcript has 4 exons. NCBI's taxonomy places the organism in Eukaryota, Fungi, Basidiomycota, Agaricomycetes, Agaricales, Physalacriaceae. Bases 129 to 560 code for a protein of 143 amino acids. The record is from RefSeq and is a predicted model, not a curated record.